This is a messenger RNA of Mugil cephalus (flathead mullet), 4439 nucleotides long. RefSeq names its product matrix metallopeptidase 17a (gene mmp17a). Gene Ontology annotation, biological process: collagen catabolic process; proteolysis; extracellular matrix organization. Gene Ontology annotation, molecular function: zinc ion binding; metalloendopeptidase activity. NCBI's taxonomy places the organism in Eukaryota, Metazoa, Chordata, Actinopteri, Mugiliformes, Mugilidae. The coding region runs from base 342 to 2135 and encodes 597 amino acids. The transcript is spliced from 10 exons. The record is from RefSeq and is a predicted model, not a curated record. Gene Ontology annotation, cellular component: extracellular matrix.
CUCGAGACGCAGCGACUGAGCGAGGAGCUCGCGCGUCUCGCUUCGGGGAUUUAUCCGGUUUUUAUUAAUUUAUUUAUUUAUUUCACCUCUGUUGGACUUCAAACAAGACAGCGCAGUUUAUCUCCUCUCUGGUGACAGUUACAAGUUCAAGCUGCUCCAGUGAUAACUGUUUCACCUGCACCGGCUUUAAUGUGUUUUAUGUGUUUGCGCUCAACAGUGAGGUAGACUUAUUAUUUUUUUUAUUUUUUGGAGGUAUUUUCUCGGCGUGUGAUUUAUCCGGUGGAUGCGGCCGUCGGGGGUCGAUGUCUGAGCCCUGCAGGAUCAGCCUGUCAUAGGGCAUCAUGGUUUCUGCGCUUCUUCUUCACGAGGGUACGAGGAAUAUUUCUCCUGAGAUGCUGCUGCUGGUGCCGAUAUUGUGCUUCUUGCCUCUGACUGGAGCGGCUCCUUCUGUGACUACCGAGCAGCUGGACAUGGGGGUGGACUGGCUGAGUAAGUUCGGCUACCUCCCGCCCCCUGACCCUGUGACCGGCCAACUCCAGACCAAGGAGGCCCUGACCAAGGCCAUCAAAGCCAUGCAGAAGUUCGGAGGCCUCAAGGAGACCGGCGUCUUUGACCAAGCCACGCUAGGCCUAAUGAAAACACCCAGAUGUUCCCUGCCAGAUGUGUCCGAGGCCGAGGCCACAGUGGGGCGCAGGAAACGGAGCCUGAACCCUCAGAACAAAUGGAAUAAGAGGCACCUGUCCUGGAGGGUGAGGACCUUUCCCAAGGAUUCGGCUCUACUGGGCAGGGACACCGUCCGAGCCCUGAUGUACUACGCCCUGAAGGUCUGGAGCGACAUCGCGCCGCUGAACUUCCACGAGGUGGCCGGCAGUGACGCCGACAUUCAAAUCGACUUCACCAAGGCCGACCACAACGACGGGUAUCCCUUCGACGGGCCGGGGGGAACGGUGGCGCACGCCUUUUUCCCCGGGGAGAGGUUCACAGCGGGAGACACGCACUUUGAUGACGACGAGGCCUGGACCUUCAGAUCUCCAGAGUCUCACGGGAUGGAUCUGUUUGCAGUUGCGGUCCAUGAGUUCGGUCACGCCAUCGGCCUGGUCCACACGUCGGCCAUGGAGUCCAUCAUGAGGCCGUACUACCAGGGUCCUGUGGGAGACCCUCUGAAAUAUGAUCUGCCCUAUGAGGACAAAGUCCGUGUGUGGCAGCUCUAUGGUGUCAGAGACUCUGUGUCCCACACAAAUCCACCGGGCGACACAUCCCAGACAGCUGAGCCUCCUGUCCUGCUGGACCUUCCUGACAACAGGUCCACACUCCUGCUGGCGCGUGAUGCCCCAGACAGAUGUACCACGCACUUUGAUGCCGUGGCCCAAAUACGAGGAGAGGCCUUCUUUUUCAAAGGGAAGUACUUCUGGCGACUAACACGAGAGAAGCACCUGGUGUCUCUUCGUCCGGCUCAGAUUCAUCGUUUCUGGAGGGGCCUCCCCCCCAAUCUGGACAGUGUGGACGCAGUGUAUGAGAGGCCCGGGGACCACAAAAUAGUCUUUUUCAAAGGUUUAAAGUACUGGGUGUUUAAAGACAAUAACGUCGAAGAGGGUUACCCUCGUCCAAUCAGUGACUUUGGCCUGCCGGUGGAAGCGGUGGAUGCAGCCUUUGUUUGGCUCCACAACGACAAAACCUACUUCUUCAAGGACAACCACUACUGGCGCUACGAUGACCACUUGAGACGCAUGGACCUGGGCUACCCGAAAGACAGCACGCUUUGGAAAGGGCUGCCAACAAACCUGGAUGACGGCAUGAGGUGGUCCGAUGGCUCGUCCUAUUUCUUCAAGGGAAAGGAGUACUGGCGAGUGCCGGGCAGCGACAUGGAGGCGGAGGCGGGAUACCCCCGCCUCAUCGCCAAGGACUGGCUGCUGUGCACCGAGAUGCAGUCGGACUCUCCGGACACGGAUCAGAAAAGCACAGAGACGCGAGUCAACGUGCACCAUCACCCGGACCACGCGGAGAACGGGUACGAGGUGUGCUCCUGCACCUCUGACACGGCCUCGCCCUUGGGCGCCCGCCUCUCUCCGUCUCCCGUUUGGCUGCUGCCUCCUCUCUGGACGCUCACGCUGACCCUCCGCUCCGAACUGCUAUGAUGCUAAAGCAAAGUUCUCGAGCUGAGUGCGAGAGAGACAGAGACUCCUUGCUGGAGGGUCAGAGGACGCUCAGCCUAAAUACAAACUGGAAAGUUUUGUUCAUAUAAAUAUCAAUUGGUAUGUUUUUGCUAUUAUUUUUCUGCUAUUUAUUUCACAUGCCAUCUGAUGGUCAUCUUAAGCGCCUUGCAGUAUGGGUAGCACAUGUACCCUUGUCAUCCGGUCAAUUUAGGAUACAUCUGGAAGAAAUGGGUGCACCAUACAAGUUCAGUUACACAGAACCACAAGUUUAUAUCUCUUACUUUUUUUUUUCUUUCUGAAUAGCUAAACUGCAUCAUAUCCUAUCGGACGGCUAACUCAGUGGAACUCAUCAAACACAUGUUCACACGAAAGACAGCGGUAAACAAACAGAACCAAUGGUUAAGGCAGUUUACGUGUAAAAACGAUUACGGCAACAAUGGAUGUAGGGAGGAAGUUGUGCAGCAUCCUUAAAGUGGCAGUGUCAAAGAUUUAAGUCCGUGUUGAUUUGGCGACACUGGUGGUGACUGCUGCUGUGGUUUAUACUAUUCUCCAGGGUCCGCGAAGCAAACUAUUAUUGUUUUAAGAAAGAAAUAGGAGUCUGCAGCUCUUCAUCUAACGGCUCACUGCGACUGCACCGUCAUAUUCCAUUACUCCCCUCAGAUUUGCCCGAUGUGCAUACGAAAUGACAGAAACAUUGUCACUGUCCCAUAAAACAAACAAAACACAUCACAUUUCCUGUGUUUUUUCGUGAAAGGUUUUUAAAGCUGCAGCAGAGUCUGGACCCGCCAGCUGUUGAGCAUUAAGCCUCCCGCGUUUACAUCCAGAUAUCUGUUAAUUGCAUUAUCAAUCACUCGACGCAGCGUUUUGUCUGGGAAUGUAAGACACUCAGCUCAUAAUCGUACAGAUUUGUGAUAAUUGCUUGUUAUAUCAUUUGUUCGUUAUCUCAGUGACCACUGUGUUACCUGAUCUGGCGGUAAGUAGACUCAACAGAUGUUCAUGUCAAUGGAAAUCUUUGCGAUUGCCUCUUUAAAUGAAUACUAGCAGUAGACAUUUCAUGGGUUCUAGUGUGGUUGCUGAGAAUUAGAUGAGAACAUUGAUGAUGCUCAUAUCUGUCCUGUAAAUCAAGCAAGUAGUUGCUUAGCUUAGCUUAGCUUAGCUUAGCUUAGCUUAGCUUAGCUUAGCUUAGCUUAGCUUAGCUUAGGGGCUGGACAAAACGGGGUACAGGUAGGUGGUUGCUGGUCAAAAACAAGGAUACCCACCCAUCAUCAACUUCUAAAGUGCACUACUUACCACAUUAUCAUGUUUGUUUAAUCAUUACAGAAACUGGUACCAGUAAUCAGACUUUGUUGGAAAUCAGUGAGCAUCGAUCUUCUUACCUAGUUCUCAGCAGGAAGAUGAAGAGAUGUAUUUCCUGUUGCUUUAAACAACAGCCUUCUAACUGUCUCCCAAUGUUCCUAAUCCACAGACAGUAGACAGUUAAUAACAUGAUGCCCGUCAUGGUCCUGGUUUCAGUCCACAGGUCCUAGAGGAAAGGAAGCCAGAGCAAAUAAUGGCAUCCUGGGAUGAAGAUGCUGUUAGACAGCUGACUGACACCCUGACAUGUAUCUAGGCAGACAGGUAUAAAGUACCCUGGGGUGCGGUGUAGAUAGAUGGGUUUACAGAUGAGUGGCCCCAUGGGAUGUUGACAUAUGAAUGGUGUGUCUGCAGAUAGAUGAAUGGCAUCCGGAGGAAGAUAGGUAAAUACCACCCAGCGCAGCUACAAGAAGAAAAGAGCUCUGUGGGAUUUGGGAAGCCAGACAAACGAAUGUUGAAGAGAAAGCUAAAAUCCGAAACUCUCCGUGAUGCUUAACGCGUCACCUUUGCUUACAUCCUUCGCUAUACUCUUUGAAGAAAUGUUUCCCACAUCUCCACAGAAAUCCGUUUUCACUAGAAGCAUUCCCCGCCGUUAUCAGCGCUAGUAUUGGUUUGUUGUAUUUCUUCUUUUUUAUUUUUUGUAAUAAAUAUGGAUAGAUUGUGAGUCCAUAUCGCUUUGAUCAGAUUCACAGCUCACGGAGUGUUUCCUAAAGCAGCCCGACCCCCUGCUGGCGAAGUCCGUGGCAGACUUUCUGAGACGGCAACCAGAUUUAUCGUUGCUGAUAUAUUUACCUACAAUUUAAAUAUAGACACAUAUAUUUGAGCUGAGCUGUUCCAUGGUUACUGCAAACCAAGUGGACUGUGUAUAUUUCAAGCUGUGUUUUCUAAUGUAAAAUAUUUUUGUAGAAAAAUUAAAGAAUCCGAAAGACUUGA